AACUUUAGGGUUUUUUUCUUAAAAAAAUAGAGUAACAAUUUCUUCAAAGAAAAAUGUUAGGAGACCAUAAAAAAUUCGGAUGGUCCUGCUGAUUAAUCUCACACACGCCCAAUUUCAUUUGAACCCUAGCAGUAGCAGCAGUGAGGUACAACGCAGUCGUACUCGCACACUCUGCUCUCUGUGCCUCUGCCUUUCUCACUGUCUUCCGGUGGCGGUCUCUCCCUGGUCACAGUCUCUCAGUGGUCGCCUGUCGCUGGGCACUACUGUCCGCCACUGGUCUGGUCGCUGUUCUCCCUUCACCUCUGUCUGAAGCUCUCCACGGCCACACCUCUGCUGUGCUUUCAGCCUCAGGCACUAGUUUCUGACAACCUUGCUCAGUUGCUUGUGAGGUGCUUCUUCGUCUUCGAUUCUUCCAGUGGACUCCUAAUCAAAGUACCAAUUGUGAAAUUUUGAUUUAUUUUUUCUUUUUCCGCAUAGUGAAGGGAGCAAUGGCAGGGAGAAGCAAAGAGAAAGAAGGUGGAAGAAGAGGGAGGGCAUGUGUGGUGGUUUUAGGUGACAUUGGACGCAGCCCAAGAAUGCAAUACCAUGCUCUUUCGCUCGCCAAUCAAGCUUUGUUGGAGGUGGACAUUGUUGCAUAUGGAGGUUCAGAGCCACAUGGUGCACUUCUUGCUAAUCCAUCUAUCCAUCUUUACAUAAUGAAGCAGUGGCCAACGGCCCGCCAAAGUUUACCAAGGAUACUUAUACUUUUAUUGAAGCCAUUGGUUCAAUUUUUCACGCUUCUUUGGUUCCUUUGUAUAAAAGUACCUUCUCCUGAUAUUUUUAUUGUCCAGAAUCCUCCUUCAGUUCCAACACUAGUGGCAGUAAAAUGGGCUAGUUGGUUGAGGAAUUCAUCUUUUGUCGUAGAUUGGCAUAAUUUUGGAUACACACUACUUGGUCUGUCCCUUGGAAGAAAUAGUCAUUUUGUUUCUUUAUAUAAAUGGUUUGAAAAGCAUUAUGGGAAAAUGGCAGAUGCUUCUCUGUGUGUAACAAGAGCAAUGCAGCAUGAAUUGGCUCAAAAUUGGGGAAUUAAUGCUACAGUAUUGUAUGAUCAGCCACCUGACUUCUUUCAUCCUGCUUCACUAGAGGAGAGGCAUAAGUUGUUUUGUAGAUUAAAUAAGGAACUCUGUCAGCCUCUUGGUUUUAGAGAUUGUGUUAGCAAUGGAACUUCUUUGAUUGGAAGCCAUGGCCAAAAUGAGACCUUGUUUACAAAUGAGGUUGGUCCAGACAUAUAUUUGAAGCGUAACCGUCCAGCACUUGUUGUAAGCAGCACGAGCUGGACUCCUGAUGAAGAUUUUGGAAUUCUUUUGGAAGCUGCUGUGAUGUAUGACAGACGUGUUGCUGCUAUAUUAGGUGAAGACGAUUCGCUAGAUGAGGAUGUCGUCUGGAAAGAAAUAUCUGAUGGAAAACAAUGUUUAUAUCCCAGAUUGUUAUUUAUCAUUACUGGUAAAGGUCCUGAAAAAGAAAAGUACGAAGCAAAAAUAAAGAGAUUAAAACUUAAACGUGUGGCAUUUCGUACCAUGUGGCUCUCUGCUGAAGAUUACCCAUUGUUGCUAGGGUCGGCUGACCUUGGAGUUUGUCUGCAUACUUCAUCAUCAGGAUUAGACCUUCCCAUGAAGGUUGUCGAUAUGUUUGGCUGCGGACUGCCUGUUUGUGCUGUUUCGUACUCUUGUAUUAAAGAAUUGGUUAGAGUUGACAAAAAUGGUAUUCUCUUCUCUUCAUCCUCAGAGCUGGCUGAUGAACUUGUGAUGCUUUUCAAGGGAUUUCCUGAUGAAUGUGAUGCUCUGAAGAUUCUCAAAAAUGGUGCACUAGAAACCAGUUCUUCGACAAGGUGGGCUACAGAAUGGGAAGAACAUGCAAAGCCACUAAUAAACAAGGUUAUAUCAAGAUUUUGAUUUUCUUUUGAUUAUCGGAAGAUGUCUAUAACAGCUCUAACAACAAAUGAGAUUGAUCUCUUGGCUGGAUCCAGCAGAAGGUCAACUGGCACCAUAUGCUGAUUGUGUCCGGCAUGAUGAUGUUUGGCAAUGUGAGCAGUCGGAGUUAUCUUCUGUAAAAUAGGUACACCUUGUAGAAUAUGAAGGUUUAAAGAGAUCCUGUUCCUAAAUGAUGGCUUUGUCUGAUAUAGGGUUCCGUUUUUGUUCGACUAUUGCCCGAAAGUGUGGUCAACAUUGCAGCAAAAGUGAGAGUAUAAUUCUAAAUCACCAGAUAUUUGAUUGUGUUUUUAUUUUUUUCUUCUCUGGUGAACUGAGGCCUAUUUUCACCAAUGGGUUAUGCACUUUUUGAUAUAUGGCCUUUUCAAGAUUUAUAUGAAGCUCUGAUUGGAUGUGGAAGAUACUUUUUAAUUCUUAAAUUCAUGGUUACUCUAUCACGGCCUAGUUUGUUUCAA
Messenger RNA from Arachis duranensis, 2422 nucleotides. RefSeq names its product UDP-glycosyltransferase TURAN. The record is from RefSeq and is a predicted model, not a curated record. Lineage: Eukaryota; Viridiplantae; Streptophyta; Magnoliopsida; Fabales; Fabaceae. The transcript has 18 exons. The coding region runs from base 489 to 1931 and encodes 480 amino acids. Gene Ontology annotation, molecular function: mannosyltransferase activity. Gene Ontology annotation, cellular component: endoplasmic reticulum.